Messenger RNA from Anastrepha obliqua, 1757 nucleotides. It is a transcript of the gene Rcd5, whose product is annotated as microspherule protein 1. Gene Ontology annotation, cellular component: MLL1 complex; NSL complex; Ino80 complex. The transcript is spliced from 4 exons. Bases 134 to 1735 code for a protein of 533 amino acids. The record is from RefSeq and is a predicted model, not a curated record. Gene Ontology annotation, biological process: positive regulation of transcription by RNA polymerase II. Lineage: Eukaryota; Metazoa; Arthropoda; Insecta; Diptera; Tephritidae. Gene Ontology annotation, molecular function: protein binding; G-quadruplex RNA binding.
UACUCAGAAAUGUUUUAAUCCGUGUCCACUUUCUGUGUUGUCCACUUAAACUAAGAAAUUUUAAGGCUGAGGUCACAGUUGGAAAUCUGUAAAUAACUCAUAAUAGGCCAUCAUUUUUCAAUCAAGGGUCACCAUGGAUACAGAUACGCCGCCUACUAAGCUCGGUAGUCAGAAGAUAGAAGGAAAAUCUCAUUUGCCUGUUUCUACGCCAAUUACAACAGAGAGCGUUGUUUUGACUCCCGCGACGCCAUUGAGGAAUUUGCCAAUAGAGUUGCAGAAUGACCAGAAAAGAAGAAGCUCUUCUCGUUCAAUUAAGCGGAAGCGUUUUGACGAUGAAAUUGUAGAGUACAGCAUUGGAUUUCCACAGUCUCGGGGAGAACCCAAAGCCGGACGGCAGCGUACGAUUUCUCAAACAUCCGUCCAACAAACUCAACCUUUACCAACAGCAAUAUUACAAACAAGCAUACCUGUUAGCAACGCUCUUGAAAUUUCUUCUUCAUUUGUUAGAGAAGUACCGUUGUCAGUAUCUGCUUCUACCAACAACGGAAAUUCUUCUUUUGUUGCAACAUCUGCACCAUUGCCUGCUGUUCACCCAACAAUAUUAACUCAACCAUCGCCCUCAAUGGAGCGCUCAUCUACGUCACAUGCUACAGAUAAGAGGCGACCGCCUCGAUCUAAUAAUAAAAAAUCUAAGAAAUCGGGACGUCCCCCAAGUCAAAUCACAACUAAGGAUUUGGGUCGCUGGAAACCAAUUGAUGAUUUAUCGUUAAUUAUUGGUAUACAGCAGACGAAUGACUUGCGAAUGGUACACCGAGGGGUUAAAUUCUCGUGCAAGUUUACUUUACAGGAAUUGCAAUCCCGUUGGUUCUCUUUAUUGUACGAACCGGCAAUUUCUCGAAUCGCUGUAGCUGCUAUGCGCAAUCUUCAUCCAGAGUUAGUUGAAUCAGUUCAGAGCAAAGCCCUUUUUAGUGUACCGGAAGAGGAACUUUUAGGAACCUUUAAAAGCACUGAGAACCCGAAACUUGAGCAGUUCCAAGAUUUGCUGGAUAAAAAUGCCUCUGUUUUUUAUUGUGCGCGAACAGCUAAGUCUCUACAGAAUCACUGGCAAUUGAUGAAGCAAUAUCAAUUGCUUUCAGAUCAAGUAGUGAAGCCACUACAUAUGAGUGAUCAGCCUUUAAGUUUUUCAGAUACGGAGGAUCUCAUAUUAGAUGCCGAGCUUAAUGAUCAGCGUGAUGAAACGUUAGAAAUCGAGCUGGCUUUAACUGAUCGUCAAAAUAAACGCGAAAUUCGACUAUUGGAAAACGAACUAAGUCGUUGGAAUGUGUUAGUCGACUCUGUAACGGGUGUCUCCCCACCGGAAUUUGACGGCCAAACUUUAGCUGUACUUCGAGGACGUCUUGUGCGUUAUUUAAUGCGUUCUAAAGAAAUAACUUUUGGCCGAUAUGUUGACGACUCUCAUGUCGAUGUCGAUCUAUCAUUGGAAGGGCCUGCAUGUAAAAUAUCGCGGCGACAAGGAACGAUAAAACUUCGAAGCAACGGUGACUUUUUCAUUGCAAAUGAAGGCAAAAGACCCAUCUUCAUUGAUGGCGUGCCACUGUUGACUGGAAAUAAGACUCGGCUCGCCAACAAUUGUGUCGUCGAAAUAUGCAGUCUACGCUUCGUUUUCCUGGUGAACUAUGAACUAAUUAAUGCUAUCCGGCAUGAGAGCGCAAAAACCACAGCUUCUCUUAAUUAGAUAUCGUUUCUAUAAAAAUUAU